AUGGCCGCGCCACAAGGACCCGGCCCUCAACAGAUGGCAGCAAUGCAGCAACAAUUCGCCGCCGAGGCUGCCAAACGAGGGUUGACACCAGAGCAAUUCGCCCAGAAACAGCGCGAACAGCUCAUCGCUGACGCUACAAAACUCGGAUUGUCUCCGGAACAAUACGUUGCUCAGCUACGAGCGCGGGCCAUGCAGGCGCAUCAGCAACAGAUGGAAGCGCAGAAAGCCCAAGCUGGUUCUCCACAGCCUGGACAGCAGGCACAAAUUCCACAGCCUGGUAAACCUCAGCAAACUACACAACAGGUGCCCGUGAACCCGAAUGCCCCCGCCGACCCUAAGGCCUUGGCUUUGGCCAAGUUCUUGCGGUCGCAAGACUUGAAGCCACGCGCUUGUAUAAUGGAUGGACAGCGGAAGGAGAUUUUCAAAGUCAAGCGAGCUAUUCGUGCCAUUGAGUCCCCCGCCUACGCGAAAGCCGCCGCAAAGAAGAACUCCCUCCUCCCGCCCGUGACAGACCGCGCCUCAGCCGAGAACGUCUUCAAGCUCCUCCCACUAUCUCUUCUGGCACUGCGAAUCAGCAAGAUUGACCCACAUGCCGGUCACGACCAUGCCAAGCCCAAGAACCGUGUUAAGGGUCUGUGGACCGUUAAGAUCGAACAGCACCAGGAGGUUGAUCCGAUGAUGCACUAUGUUUGGCUGUGGGAAGGUUCGCAGUGGAAGCAAAAGGCUAUGGCUGCCGGUGUUGUUGCCGGUAUCUUUGCUGUUGUGCUCUUCCCUCUGUGGCCGAUCAUGCUGCGCCAGGGUGUUUGGUAUCUGAGUGUUGGCAUGAUGGGUCUCCUUGGUCUCUUCUUUGCCAUGGCAAUUGUCCGUCUAAUAUUAUUCUGCAUUACCGUUGUCGUGGCUUCUCCUGGUCUUUGGCUGUUCCCGAACCUGUUUGAGGAUGUUGGGUUCUUUGAUAGCUUCAAGCCGCUGUGGGGUUGGCAAGAGAACAAGAAGAAAAAGAGCAAAAAGUCCAAGUCGAGCAGCUCUGACGCUGUUGCCAUAGAACCUGCCCCCUCGGCAACUACCACAUCUGCUGAGCCUGCCGCGCCAUCUUCGGAACCCGUAUUGCGGGAUUUGACUGCAAGAGUUGAGGAAGUGGAGGAGUAA
This is a messenger RNA of Penicillium taxi, 1146 nucleotides long. RefSeq names its product Sec62 family protein translocation protein. Gene Ontology annotation, cellular component: endoplasmic reticulum membrane; endoplasmic reticulum. The record is from RefSeq and is a predicted model, not a curated record. Gene Ontology annotation, biological process: post-translational protein targeting to membrane, translocation. Bases 1 to 1146 code for a protein of 381 amino acids. The transcript has 3 exons. NCBI's taxonomy places the organism in Eukaryota, Fungi, Ascomycota, Eurotiomycetes, Eurotiales, Aspergillaceae.